AUGCAUGAUGUAGUUCGCGAUGUUGCUAUUUGGAUCGCAUCUUCCCUGGAGGAUGGAUGUAAAUCCCUUGCUCGAUCAGGAAUCAGUUUGACUGAGAUUUCAAAAUUUGAGUUGUCACAGUCUCUCCGGAGAAUGUCUUUCAUGUACAACAAAUUAACAGCAUUACCUGAUAGAGAAAUACAGUGUUCAGAGGUGUCGACUUUACUUCUACAAGGUAAUCCAGACCUUGAUAUAGUUCCAGAGAGAUUCUUUCAAGGGCUUAAAGCACUCAGGUAUCUUGAAGAAUUACCCCCACUGGGAGGGCUUAGAAGGCUGCAAGUGCUUGAUUGCAGUUACACUCGUCUCAAGGAAUUGCCAGAAGGGAUGGAGCAACUGAGCCAUUUAAGGGUAUUAAACCUGUCACACACCAAGCAGUUGCAAACCUUUCAGGCCGGAGUAGUGUCCGGGUUAACUGGUUUAGAGGUUCUGGAAAUGACUUACAGUAACUAUAAAUGGGGAGUACAGGGAAAGUCACUGAUACAGAGGAAGACAAAAUUUGAGAAAAGGCAGGUGAGACUGGGUAAAGGUGAUCCCUCUGGUGAAUGCAUUGGGUGCUUGUUAACCAAUUCAAGCUCUCUUACCCUCUUUAAUAUCAGGGGACUGAAUCAGACCAUUGAAACCUUGGUCACAAGAAGUGUUGAUUGCUUUUCUAGUUUGAAGUCGCUUUCUGUCGCGAAUUGUGACUAUACCUUUCCACCAGUGAGAGGAAGUGGUUCCCAAUAUGACCCACUACCAAACUUAGAGCACCUUAAACUCAUUAAGCUAACAGCUCUGGAGAGCAUUUCAGAAAUAGCUGUGCAUCUUGGUCUCAGAUUCUCAAGCCUAGGAGUAUUGCAUGUAUUGGGUUGUCCCAAAUUAAAAUAUCUUCUCAAUUGCAGUACUGAUUUUACUCAAACCUUGGGAAGCCUGGAAGAAAUCAGGUUACACUACUGUGAACGUUUGCAUGAUCUAUUCAUAUACAGUCCAGGGCAGAGUCCCACGUCAUAUUCUGUUGCUCAAAACUUGAGGACAAUAUACUUGUACAAGCUUCCCAAGUUGAAGACUUUAUGCAGAGGCAGAGAACCAGAGUCAUGGGAGCACAUUGAGGAGCUUGGAGUGACAGAUUGUAGAAUGUAA
Molecule: messenger RNA, 1155 nt
Organism: Vitis vinifera (wine grape)
Lineage: Eukaryota; Viridiplantae; Streptophyta; Magnoliopsida; Vitales; Vitaceae
Product: probable disease resistance protein At4g27220
Exons: 3
Coding region: 1-1155 (384 amino acids)
Molecular function (GO): protein binding
Source: RefSeq, a predicted model, not a curated record